GCUUCUUCCUGCCGCGGCGCAUCCGGGGCGGAGGCAGCGACAUGGCGCCCAAGCGGCGCGGCGUGCCCGGGGCCGGGGCCGGCCCGCCGGCGGCCAAGCGAGCCCGCGACGAGGAGGGCGAGUUCACCGGUGUCCGCUUCAAGGCGCUGCUGCGGGACCCCAGCACCGCCGGGAAGGGCCUGGAAACCUUCGUGUCCGUGGCGAAGGAGCUGCCGGCUGCCCAGCUGUACGAUGUGGUGGAGGGGUACGUCAAGAUUUCCGUGGAGUGCGCCGAAAUUUUCAAGCUGCUGGAUGGGGAGAGGAAGCCGGAAAGCGAAAUGAUAUUAAUCUUUCAAGCUCUGGAAGCCAUUUUACUGAGGACAGCCAGUGACCUCUCCCAUUUUUCUGUUGUGGGAAUGAACAUAGUCAAAAAGUUGAUUCAUUCCUACAUGAGAUUGGUCUAUGUUGCACUGUAUUCUGAAAAUCACAGGAUGAGCCGAGUGUGCCUUACCCUGUUGUCAGCAAUGGUGGCUCAGGGGCCAGAUUCAGCAAGGGACGUGUACAGCCACUUUGAUUUCAAUAACAAAUUUCUGCCUGGAUUAGUGAAGAAAAGAGAUAAGAAGGGGAGACCUGAUGUCCGCAUGGGCUAUAUUCAGUUUGCUCUCUCGUUUUUAAUUGCUGGUGACAAUGCAAUCUUGAUACAAGUGCUGGAAUUAAAAGAUUUCAUUCCAGCUAUUUUUCGUUCUGGAAUAAAGGAAGACAAAGUUUCUACAGUCAAUCUUCUACUCUCCACACUGAAAACUAAGGUGGUUCAAAAUAAAAAUAUCACGAAAACACAGAAGGUGCGCUUUUUUACUGCAGAAGUGUUGAAUCACAUAGCUUCACUUUACCGAUGGAAUGGGAUUACUGAUGUCAGCUCUGGGGAUUUGAAGGUACCUAAAGGUUCUGAAGAUGCAGGAAAGAUGAUGGUACGAGAACUUGUUCAUAAUUUUUUGAUGGACCUCUGCUGCUCUCUGAAACAUGGCAUAACUUUCUAUGACCCAAGUCUUGGAACUUCUGGAAGGGGAGGAAACCUGGUGCUUCUGCGCUUUCUGCUUGGUUUAAAAACUGCAACAGAAGAUGAAAUGGUUGCUGAUCUUGUGGUGAAUAUUCUUAAAGUAUGUCCAGACCUAUUGAAUAGGUACUUCAAGGAGACCCAGUAUUCCUUUGUUCCUAGAGUAAAGUCAGCUUGGAUGGAUAAUAUGAAGUUACUCAAAAAGAUCUAUGAGGCUCAACCAGAGAUUUCCAACUCUUUUAAGACUUCAGAGUUUAUUCCUCUUCCCAGGUUGCUUUCUAUAGUGAUGGUAACAACAGUCCCUGCAGUGUGCAAUAAAAUAACGUUCACCCAAGGACUAAAUUUACCCAGCAAAGUAGUGAAGCACAGCAUACUGUCACUUGUGUCAAUGAUUCUGAAAAGAGCCUUGAAGAAUAUUGAGUACUGCUUGAAUGAAGAAACUUGGCAAAAAUCAGAAAUCUACUCACUGUCAACGAUGCAGGAAUUUGUACAGCUGUACAGAGAAGCCAUCAGCAAGCUUUUACCAGACAUGAACAAUAUAGUAGCUGUUUGGCAGUCCCUUCUGAAGCAAGGGAAAGAAAAUCCUGAUGGGCAAGAGGAGAAAAGGGAAACUGCUAUUUCCACUGCGGAAGAAACGACUGAGACAGCAGAAGUUGCUGAACAACAUGGUUCUGACGAUGCUGAGACACUGUUUCUGAAAGCUGCGUUGCUUCAGGUCAUAUGCCUUUAUCAGAAGGUUGUGCCCCACUUGGUAGCACGGAGCAACUUUGAUUUUAGCAAGCUUUUAAAAGGUAUCGUCACUGAUCAGGGCCUCCGAGAGGAGGUCCCACCUGUUCUGCAGCACCAUGUACUGAAAGUGGCAUUGGAACUUCCUGCAAAUAAAUUUGCCUGGUUCAGAGUACAGGAUGUCUCUGAGACAGAAAAGAUAGCUGGUGAAAAAUCAGUAUUUUAUUUACUGAUGAAAAUGUUUGUUACAAGUAACCACACUCAUCUGAAAAUUUCGACCAAAAAGCUGAUUAUCAAGGUUUUACAUGACAGUGGAGUGUUCGAGUACACAUGGAAAGAACUUUCAAUUUGGCUGGAACACUUGGAUAAUACAAAAGAAGACAAGAAGGAAGCAGUGAUUCAAUUUUUGGAAAGGAUCCUGUUGAAACUUGUGUCAAACCCCUAUCCAUAUACAGAUAAAGCAGCAGACCUUGUUCAGGAGGCCAGUAUGCUCCAAGUUAAUAUGUUUAAGCAAGACUCCGAUAACGUCAGCAUCCCCAUCUCUCACAUAGAUGAUGUCCUUGAUAUGGUGGAUGUCCUAGUUGAGGAUAGUGAUGGCCUAGAUGAAGAAAUUGGGUUCACUUUAAACGAAGAUACCAUUAUCCAAACAUUUCCAUUCAGUGCUGUUGUCCCUGCUGCGUUAGAAGCCAGGAAUAAACUGCUGCUUCAGGCUGAAAAUGAAACAGGAGCACACAUCGUAGAGUACCUUGUUGCUGUUUUCACUGACCUUCUGCACUCUCAGAGAGAUGCCCUCGCCCUCUGCUUGAUGUUCCAGCUGUAUGAUAAAGAUCUGCAGUCCCUGAAAGUUUCUAAAUAUCCUCAGCUCUACCAAUUUAACCAAUACUAUAAUCUCUGGAUACCCCUGCAAGCUCAGGAACCUGUGUUUAAACAGUUAAAAAAAUGCAAAGAGGUAUGCAAAGAACCUGCUCUGGCUCCGGAUUCAGCAUUUGCAACACUGCUAAAGCAGGUCUAUGCAAGAGGAAGCAGUACCUUACUGGAAGAUGAUAUCCAGACAAAAUUGAGAGACUUGGCUUCCCAGCUCCCAUCUGAACAGCUUUUGUUAGGAGUAAAGCAUGUGUUGCUGUACCUGAAAUCCACAGUGGAGGACUUUGGCAAUCUUAGUAAAACUUCUGGUCCUCGCCUCGUUGACUUCUUUGUGGACCUGCUGAGCAGCUUGUUGUGCCGGGGAAAUCAGAUAGAGCUGGGUAAUCGGCAGAAACAAAAAGAGCAUCAGGAUGCAUCAGAUCUCUUUAUGGAUGAGGAAUCUCUGAUUACAGAAGAGUCUUCAAAUGACAAGACCCUGGAAGAUAUGCUCAUGCUGAUUUUCAAGCAUCCUACGCUGGAGAGUUGGUUCCUGGCUUUAGAACAACGUUCUCUUCCUCAGCACAGUUUAAACCCUGUCACUGUGAAGCUCCUGUCAGCUCAUGUAAAUUCUGGUGUGCUCCAGCUGUUGAAGACAGGUGCCCCGAUGUUGCAGAGCAUGGAUCACAUACAUGUGUUAUCAAAAUAUUUUGAAGCAAUCAGGAAAAGUGUCUUGAAAGAACUACAGGCUGUGGGGAAAGAAGGAAAACAGGUCUCUCCCAAGAGGUCUCACCAGCUGGAGGCUCUUCAGGAAUUGCAUGUAUACAUGUCUGCAGCUCAACUGAAAGAGAUCACUUUAACCAUGCUGCGGCUUCCUGAGAUGAGCUUGACUACUCAGAAAUCUGAAAAAUCCCCUAAAAAAGGAAAACAGUUGAGUUUGUAUGGACAAAUUUUGGUGCAGCUCCUCACAGAGAGCUACCAAAGGCAACCCCAACGAGGAGAACUGCUGCUAUCCACAGAGCACAUUAAAGCUUUGGGGAUAUUGAUGUCAGCAUCAGCCAGUAAGGAUCUGGAGAAAGUUUUCCUUCAUGCUCUCCAAUGCGAGCCAGUAUUUGCACACGUGGUCAGUGUAGAGGUGCAUGUUCACUGCCUUAACCAGGGGUCAGAAACCUGCCUUGCCAUUGUGGGCACGCUUUUAAAACACUGUAGAACUCACCUGCUGCAGUUCGAGCUGUGGUGUCUAAGCUGUGACACUGAAAAGUACCUGAGGAAGAACAUGGAGAGCUUUCUUCCACUCAUUAAUGUAUAUUUGCAGUGCAGAGACCAGUAUGGUUUCACCCGACCUUCCACAGUUGUCUCAGCUGUUAUACCUGUCCUGAGAAAAACUCUGUGGAAAGAGCUCUCCAGUGUGUUUCAAGACACAGAAACAUCGCAUGAGACCACUCUGAAAUUGCAAGUUCUUUCCAAGUUGUUGCCAUCUGCAGAAAGCAAAGGGCUGCGAAAGCUUAUUGACCAGCUUCCUGCUGCUCUGGAGAAAGCAGGAAAUAAUGAGAGUUGGACAGUGGCAGAUGCCAUAUCUAGAGUGCUCGAAAACUCUGAAGAGCUGAAUUCCUGGAGGAGAAGCCUGUUAUCAGCCUGCAUGAAGGGAUUAAUUGCCAUGUACAACAACAAUAAAGAGGAAAGCAAGCAAGAAGUGGAAAGGUCAAUGCUGCUGAGGCUAGAAGAGUUGCUGCGCUUUGUGGAAGAAGUGGACCCAGAUGACUGGUACAACCUAGUGAAGACGGGACUCAAGUACCGCUACAGAGAUGAAGCAUUUUUGAAAGUCUUGAACACUGCUAUUCAGUUAUUAUACAAGAAAGAAUCCUCACUUAGUCAGAGAUUAGUCAAGCUCUCCAAACUUCACAUGAUGGUCACGCAGCACUCUCUAUUUUUGUCAGCCAUGCUAAGGUCAAGAGAAGAAGAUGGCACGAACAUCCAGACAAGAGAGGCCCUGGUGGAUAUACUGCUGACAGUCGUGAAACUGAGCCCUUCGGUCUGUGAGAGCAGUCACCUUGCCGUAUUGUUGGGUGCCUACGGGGCUACGCUGAGUACUGUAGAUCAAAAGAUACUGCUACUGCUUCAGUUAUAUGAGAAGAAUAAUCAAAGCCUCAUAAAGUCCGGAAACCUGCUAUGGGGUCCAGCCGCUGUGGAGCAUCACAAGACUUGCAAGAGCCUAGGGAAGUCACUAUGGCAGCAGCCAACCAUGGAGGAGAUUCUGUGCCUGCUCGAUCGAGAAAAGAUGAUGAAGACAGUUCUGUCUUUCCCUCAGCAUCGCCAUCUUCUGCCAUCAGAGGAGGUGGAAGAGUCACUGUACAGAGAUGAAAAUGUCAAGAAUCUCGAUGACUUCUAUGAUCCUUGUUUUCUGCUUCAGCUCUUCAGUGAAUUGACCAGACCAGAGUGUGUAGUGGCAUGUCACAAGUUUGUCGAAGUCAAUGCCCUGGGUCUAACAGUGGCUGCACUUAGCAGCUAUGAUGCCAACAUGAGAGCAGCAGCAUAUUUUGUUUUGGCUGCUUUUCGGUCUCAUCUGGAAGGGGCUCGCUUCCGAGAACAGAGGCAGCUGCUGUAUCUCAUGGAUGCUGUGCAAAAUGGAAUCCGGCAGCAGAACCUCAGAUUUACCUUCUCUUUAACCCUCUACAUUGCUCGUGUGGCACAGCAGAUGCUGAAGCCAGAGGAGCACAUGUAUACAAAGAUAAACAGAUUCCUUCUGUCACACCAGUACUUGGACCUGAGGAAAGUACCAGGGUUUUUUCAGCUUUUCUACAGUUUUGAUUUUGAGCACAAAAUAGAACGUGAAUGGGUUCUCAGACUUCUUGGAGAAGGGCUGCGUGAUAAACAUUGCUACCAGCUUUAUGACUACCAGAGGAUUUUCCAUGUUAUUCUUUCCUUUUUCAACAGUCCCUUGUGUGAUGAAGGUUCCCAGAAUCAUAUUCUGGAGAUACUACAAAAUGCUGCUCAUGUCACCAAAGCUGCCUAUGAGCUCAUACAAGACCACAGCCUCCUAACCUGGAUACUGCAUAUCUUGGAGAAAAGGUUUCUGGAAAACAAGCUGCUACAUAAAAUCAUUUCCUUAAUCCAUACUCUGUGGGUCACAAAUGUAGGAGGCAAGAGAGAAGGCAAGAAAAAAUCCCAGGAGAAGAGGAAGUUUCUUCCUAUUCAGCUUGUAAAUGAAUUUCUGUAUGUGUUGAUAACAUUAGUCAAACACAUCAGGACUAAUGUAGAUCUAUCCAAACUGGCUCAGUUUUUGACUACAUUCAGUUCUGUGCUGGGAUAUCGUGCUACAGUUGUUGAGGCCUUCAAAGAGAUGAGUCGCUUCACUGUGAAUGACAGCGUUCUCUCAAACAAAGACGUUUUGCUGCUGUUGCAUAAGUGGAGUGUCAUUGAGAAAGACCUGCAGCUCCAGGACGAUGUGCAGACUCUCGCUCAGAAAUACCAAAUCAAAGAAUUGCUUAAAAAGAACAAAUCCCAAGCCUCAUCUCACGGACAUCAUCACACUCGGAAAAAGAAAGAGACGGAAAGAGAAGAUAACACUGCUGAAGAGCUAAAAGUCUCUGAGCUGGAGAAAUGCAGAGAUGAUCUGAAUGCCAUAUUUGCCCACUGGGAGCCUGCUUUCCCUGCGAUGCCUACCAAACAUCCAGAGGAGCCCCUCAAAUCUGGUGACCUUGCAGAUGAAACAGUCAAUCUUAACCAUGCGACCACUUAUAUAGUAACUAAAUGGCUCGUAAAGUCCAUGGUUGAGCACACUCUCAAUAUGAAAAACGUUUUGCUAACACUGCAGUGGCUACAGAAUUGCGUCGUGCCGCACCCAGGGGUAGUGCAGGAGGUGCUUGGGGACGAGACGCUGAGAAACAACAUCUUCAAGUUUUACACCCGGAUCUGUGAGGCCAGCAGUGGGACAGCUGGACACUUGGAAGAGCUCUGUUUGUUCAGUUCAAUCAUGCUUCACCUCACGGAUGCUCAGGGCCUGACGAACAACAGCUUUCAUGAGCUCGUGAAAACGUUGUGCCUGUCAGCAAUGACGGAAGAGGAUGUGAACAAGAAAGCUGUUUGUGUUUUCCUGACUUCUGUUUACAUUGGGGACAUAUGGCUUGGAGCACAGGAGCCAGAUAUGUUAAUAACCCAUGUCAAAUUGAUCUGCGGUAAUACAGAUGAUGAAUUAAAUGAUGAUGACAUGGAAACUCAUAAACAAGGAGAAGAAACUAUUACGCCUCUUUGCAAAACCCUUUACUCGGCUACACUGGGGCAUUAAUUCAGUGAACUGACACUUAGUCUUUAAUGUUACAUGCUCUGUCAUCAUUGCCGUGAGCCAUGAAACCCUCCUGAACUGUUCCUCAUACAAAUCCAACUUAAUUUGUCAUAAGAUCAAUAUUUUAUUACUGUGUGCAAACUCAGGGGGGAAGACUUGUAUUCAUCAUCUCUCAGUGGAACAUUAAAGCCAUAAUUUUCCUUUUCUUCAACAGUAUGGGAUGCUGAAUGUCAUUUAUAUCACUUUUAACUUUCUGAAGAACCAAAGCCAGCUGAUGAAUGUGUUGCCUCUGGACUGUAUUUCAGUCUCCAUCCUCUCUCCAAUGUAAGAUGGGGAAAAGGACUGCAGUGCUUCACCACGGUCUAGUAUAAGUGCAAACAAGUAUUCAGGAAUUAUCCGUGAUGAUUUACUAUUUUUGAAGAACCCAGCUUCCUUCAUGAUACAAGGCAAUAAAACUGGUACAAAGACAAGAUGCUGAACACUGACAUCAUGAUGGUGUAGGAUUCUUCUGAUUUUUAAAUUCCUUUUGAAAGUGUUUUUUCUCUCGGUUCUCUUUUUUUAAUAUAUAUGUAUUUUUUUUAAUUAGAAAAAAAAAGUCCUGACCAUCACCACUGCUGGAACUUGCAAUAAAGACCUGUCUUCUCUAAUCUCUUAAAAAAAUGAGAGAGAGAGAACCAAAACUCAAAUGACUUGCUGCUGACUGAUAAUACAUGUUUUUUAUUGGAAAUUCUCUGUAAAAUCUGAUAAAUAUUUCUUGAACGUGGCCUUGAGGGCAGAUAAUAAACUAUUCCAGGUACGCAAACAUGCGGAGUCUGAAGUUGAGCCUUUGAAGUGUAAAACAGGAUUUAUUAAAUUGACUCAUGAGUAUGUGCUGUGCCUAGGUGCUUUGUACAAAUUCUGUACUCGAGAAAAAAAAAUCAGAAAUGCACACUCCUUGUGAUGUUUAUAUAAUGAGCUUUUUUUAAAAAAAAAAAAAAAGAAUAAAAGAACAUGAGAUGCAAAUAA
Molecule: messenger RNA, 7886 nt
Organism: Oxyura jamaicensis (ruddy duck)
Lineage: Eukaryota; Metazoa; Chordata; Aves; Anseriformes; Anatidae
Gene: URB1
Product: URB1 ribosome biogenesis homolog
Exons: 39
Coding region: 42-6884 (2280 amino acids)
Biological process (GO): maturation of 5.8S rRNA from tricistronic rRNA transcript (SSU-rRNA, 5.8S rRNA, LSU-rRNA); maturation of LSU-rRNA from tricistronic rRNA transcript (SSU-rRNA, 5.8S rRNA, LSU-rRNA)
Cellular component (GO): nucleolus
Source: RefSeq, a predicted model, not a curated record